AUGAAUUACCUCGAAGACAGUGCGCCCGUGCUCUCUGACCUGCACAAACUCGGUGUGCUCGAGGAAGUGAAGAAGGUCUGUUUUGCCGACGAGAACGCCGUUUGGGGAUGGAGGAAGAUGGGAGGAGACCUCUUGGCCGAGAUGAACUGGGGACUGCUUGCGAAGCGGGGUGAUACACGGCUGGUCAAACCUUACGCGUUGCAGUGCGGACAGCACCUGCUGGUGAAGGUGUUGACCGAGUAUUGCUCGCAGUUUCCUACCACAACGAUCCAUUUUGACCACGCCCUCGUUGGGCUUGCCCAAGAUGAAACGUCGGUGACGGCCGAAGUGUCUCCUUCGGGUGGGGAACAGUUCACGAUCAAGGCCGACUGGGUCCUGGGCUGCGACGGCGGACGUUCGGCGACGAGGAAGUUCAUCGGCCAAUCCCUCGAAGGGUUCUCCUGGCCCGAGAGCUUUGUCGCCAUGAACAUCCAUUUCCCCUUCCCCAAGUAUGGUUGGGGUGCGGCGAAUUUCCUAAUUGGAGGCGAACAUUGGGCGGUUGCUGGUCGCGCCGGACCCGGAAAUGACCCGUGGAGAGUCGCGUACGCAACCGGCGCUGGUAAAUCGAACGAGCAGGUCAUCCUUGAGGCUCCUUUGCGCCUCAAGGAGAUCCUCCCUGGAGACGACCCCUAUGAAAUUGUCAAUUGCUCUCAAUACCGGGUCCAUCAGAGACAAGUCAAGGAGUACAAAGUCGGUCGCGUGCUGUUGGCCGGAGAUGCGGCGCACUUGAACAACCCCAUCGGCGGGUUUGGGUUGACCACGGGCAUGACAGACGCCGGGUGCAUCUCUGACGCUCUGAUAUUGGUCAUCCAAGGAAAAGCGCCUGAAACACUGCUGCAGAGAGCGUGCGACAAACGCAAAGAGGUCUUCGCAACGGUGAGCAACACAGGUUCUCAAGAUUUUAAGCGCAUGGUAGAACAGGACCCCAACAACAUGUCGGAGAAGGAUAGGCAAUUUUUUCAUCGUAUGAACACAGAUGAGGAGUUUCAAGUGGCUACUCUUUUUGGGGUCAUGCGAUUGUACACACCAGUGGAGGAUUUGUUGGAGGACGGGCUCGUUGAAGAGGCGAAAGGGGUCCAGGGCAUAUAG
Messenger RNA from Exophiala aquamarina CBS 119918, 1128 nucleotides. RefSeq lists its product as uncharacterized. Gene Ontology annotation, molecular function: FAD binding. Bases 1 to 1128 code for a protein of 375 amino acids. NCBI's taxonomy places the organism in Eukaryota, Fungi, Ascomycota, Eurotiomycetes, Chaetothyriales, Herpotrichiellaceae. The transcript has a single exon. The record is from RefSeq and is a predicted model, not a curated record.